UAAUGUUAAAUGUUUUGUAAAGACAACACAACCACGUGUUUGGCAUUUCAUAACACAAAUACAAAACGUUUUUUCAAUCAAUUGAAUGAAUGGUUUAAUUGAAGACUAAAUGAUAAUGAAUGUCGAGUACUCUUUGGGACCCUUUUGUAAUUGGUUUCUUCCGUCGUGUCUCGAUAUCUGGUCAUCACGUGAUGGUCAACAGGUGUUGUGUUCAUAUGGCGCCCGAUCUAUGGUUUGUUUGAUGUCUAUAACUGAGACCAAAGCUCUUAAAUGUUACGAUAGUUUAAAUGUCUUCAACAACAAUAAAUCUAUCAUUUCUUGUAAUAAAUUCAACAAAAGAUCACACGAACCCUUUCUUUUCAUUGGUUCCAAUGAUGGUGAGGCAGCUGUUCUUGAAUGUAAUACACGACAAGUUAUUUACCAAAAAGAGACAAUCAAUGAUUUUUCAUUACCAUCGAAGAAGGUGUUGUCUGCAGAUUGGUGUGUCUUUAAUGACAACUCUAUUGUCUAUUACUCAAUACAUUCUUUGGUUAUUUGUUGGAAUCUUAACACAAAAACUGUUAAUAAGUUAAAAAUAGGAGAAAAUUAUGAGAACAAGAUUGCCAUUUCUUGUAUUGUCGCCUCUCAUUGUGGUCAACAAAAGUUGGCCAUCGGAUAUAUGAACGGAGAUAUAAUUAUCAUAACUCUUGAAAAUAUGUCCCAAAACACUGAACAUGUUCUUAGCGGUCAUAACGAUGACAUAUGUUCUCUAGCGUUCAGUUGGUCUAAAGGUCACUACGAAGAGGGCAUUUUGAGUUCAGCCUCACGGGACGGAUUCGUCAAAGUGUGGGACGUUUACAACAGACACAACAUUGCAGACCUUAAAUUAGAUGCAAACAAAUUAAAGCAAAAGAAUUGGUUUUCUUUAGCUGUUAUUCCUAUGAAAGCAAAUGAAGGAAACAAGAGUUCAACAAAAUUUGAAAUAUUGAUUGGUUCGGGAAAUGGAGACGUCCUCUAUAUUGAAAUACCGACCAAACCUCCCGACAGCAAAAUACGUGUUUUUAAACCUUUAAAUUUUAGCAGAAGUAAAACUUAUUGUCAUAAUUCAGUCAUAUUUAGCAUAUCUGUAGACUCGAGAACAAUGACUGCAAUAACCACAUCAUUGGAUCACAAUAUAGUUAUUUGGGAUCUCAUUGAAAGAAAAUCCGUUAACUUAUUCAAUACAUUUAGUCAUGGAGUGCAUGACAUUUCAUUUUCACCAAUAGCUCCCUAUAGAGUGGCCAUUGCUAUUGGCGAGUGUUAUCAGAUUAUUAGAUUUGAUGAACAAUUAAAUGUUGUGAAUCAACGCAGAUAUCAAUUAGUUAACAGAACUAAAGAUAUAAAAACAUUGGCUAUUGUUUGGCAUCCUAUAUAUGAAAAUCGUUUGGCUUACGGCUCAUCGCUCGGAGAUAUUGUUGUAAUUGAUUUGAAUUCAUCACAAAAGGCACCCAAAUAUAGUACCAAACGGACAUCAUUUGACAAUACAAAAGUAUAUGCAUUAUUAUGGGGACCAUCUUUUGAAGAUAAUGAAGAAUCAACACUAUAUAGUGUCCAUCAAAGCGGAAGAUUGUAUUUGCAUUAUAUCACUAGUAAUAAAGUGUAUCCGUUUACACAUUAUAUUAAUGAUGAUAUAAAAAGGACUGAUUUAAGAUGGAAAGCAAACUUUAAGCACUUAUGUGUUGGCAAUGAUAACGGAACCGUUGAUGUGUUUGAAAAUGUUAAUAAGAAAUUACUUCUUAAAGUAAAAAUCAAUUCAUUUAAAAGAUCCAUUCUUUGUCUUCGAUGGAAUUCAAAUAAAGAUGAAGAAACAUCCAAUUGGUUGGCCGUCAGUUCAUAUGACAAUAAUAUUCACUGCUUUUCACUCAACAACUAUUUAAUUGGUAACCAAAUUAUUGAAGAGUCAGAUAUAAAAUCUGUUGUCACAGUUUCAAAACCCAAUUGCAUCUUAAGAGGACAUUGUGAACGAGUGUCUUCAAUGGAUUGGUGUCCGUAUGAUUCAAAUAAAUUGGUUUCCGUCUCAUAUGAUAUGAAAACUUACAUUUGGGACGUGUUAUCACAAAGUUUGUUAACUAAGUUUACCGCUCAUAAGGGACUAUUAUAUUGCGUUCAUUGGAGUCCAUUUGACAGCAAUCUAGUCUUCAGUGGCGGUGAAGAUAACUAUUUGCAUGUAUGGCGUCCUUCCAAACAAAUUGAAUACAAUGGUACUAAUGGUACAAAUGAACUCAACAAUCGGCCUCRCAUUGAAAAGAGCGAACAAAACGAUGAUAAUUGUGUUGAAGAUGUACUCAAAGAAUUAAUAAAUAGAGUUGUUUUAAAUGAAGGUAAUCUUUCAGCGGAUGGAUAUAAAAAUUUUAAUGAUUGUAAAAGAAAUAAACAAAAAAAUAAGAAAAAGAAGAUAAACAAAGAAGUAAAGAAAAGUUCAUUAUUUCCUAUGAGUAAUACAAUAGAGAACUGUUCCACAAAAUGUCAAAAUCUUGAAGAUAUAGAAAGUCUUUUUAACAAACUUAAUGGUAAACAAAUUUCUUCUGAUCAGAAAUCGAGGAUAUUAUUGUAUGGAGACUGCGAUGAUAUCAAACAAUUUAUUAGUAAUGAAAUAUCUUAUCAUAUAAAACAAGAAAACAAAGAACAAAAAGAUAUUGUAAGUCUAUUAUAUGAUAUAAAAUUGACAAUUGAAGAGUCCAUUCAACAAAAUCAAACGAAUCCAUAUUUAGUAUCGCUUUCAUCACUUGUUUCCAGAAAUCAUUGGAAAGAAUUAUCAAAUCUUUUAGCACAAGAAUUACUUCGUCCAGAAUAUGAUCCAAACGUUUAUUCAAUGUAUAGAAUUGAAAUGUCAGCCAUUUUGUUGUUAUCACAAAACAAUGUCAGAGGAGCUAUUGAUUUAUUGAUAUCCAAUCACUUAUUCCGAGAAUCACUUAUUGUCGCCAAAACCAGAUUAGAAAGUGAAGAAGUUGUUAGAUAUAUAAUGAAUGAAUGGGCGACUUAUCGUUUGAAGUGCGGCGACACUGAGGGUGCGGCCAAAUGUUUGACUUCUAUUCGCAUGUUUUCAGAAGCGGCAGAAGUUCUCAAAAAUAGAAAUGACCAACAAUUCAGUCAUACCAUCUCUUUACUCAAAUCAAUUAAUAUUUAA
Molecule: messenger RNA, 3145 nt
Organism: Oppia nitens
Lineage: Eukaryota; Metazoa; Arthropoda; Arachnida; Sarcoptiformes; Oppiidae
Product: gem-associated protein 5-like
Exons: 2
Coding region: 110-3145 (1011 amino acids)
Molecular function (GO): protein binding
Source: RefSeq, a predicted model, not a curated record